This is a messenger RNA of Mercurialis annua (annual mercury), 1317 nucleotides long. Its product is annotated as nicotianamine synthase. Gene Ontology annotation, biological process: nicotianamine biosynthetic process. Lineage: Eukaryota; Viridiplantae; Streptophyta; Magnoliopsida; Malpighiales; Euphorbiaceae. The coding region runs from base 105 to 1073 and encodes 322 amino acids. The record is from RefSeq and is a predicted model, not a curated record. Gene Ontology annotation, molecular function: nicotianamine synthase activity. The transcript has a single exon.
UCUCCCAAGAUGUGAAGAAAGGAUUUGUUCUCAAUACCUUACAGAAAGGUCCUUGUUCUUCCAAAAACAGCCGUUGUUUACUAAACACAACUCAUAGUGUCGACAUGGUUUGCCAAGAAGAGCUCUUGAUACAGAAAGUCUGCGAUUUGUAUAAUCAAAUCGCAAGCCUUGAAACACUCAAACCAUCCAAAAAUGUCGACAUGCUUUUCACAAACCUUGUUCUCACGUGCAUGCCUCCAAACCCUAUUGAUGUUAACAAGCUAUGCAAGAAAAUCCAAGAAAUGAGAUCUAAACUCAUUAGACUAUGUGGAGAAGCUGAAGGUCAUUUAGAGACUCAUUUCUCUUCACUCUUAGCCUCUUUUGAAAACCCUCUGGACCAUCUUAACUUAUUUCCUUAUUAUUCAAACUAUCUUAAGCUUAGCCUACUUGAGUUCAAUAUCCUUAGUCAACAUCACCCUCAAAUUCCUAACCAAAUUGCUUUUAUUGGUUCUGGUCCUCUUCCUCUGACUUCGAUUGUGUUAGCUUGUAAACAUCUUACUACAACCACUUUCCAUAACUAUGACAUUGACCGGGCAGCGAAUUCGAAUGCGAUUCGCUUGGUCGAAUCCGAUCCUGACUUGUCUAAGAGAAUGUUGUUUCACACAGCUGAUGUGAUGAGUGUUGAGAAUGGACUAAAAGAGUUUGAUGUAGUUUUCUUGGCGGCUCUAGUUGGAAUGGAUAAGGAGGAGAAGAUUAAAGUGAUUCAUCAUUUGGCUAAAUAUAUGGCUCCUGGUGCUAUUCUAAUGCUAAGGAGUGCUCAUGGUGCUAGGGCUUUUCUCUAUCCUGUGGUGGAUCCUUGUGAUCUCCGAGGAUUCGAAGUUCUUUCUGUGUUUCAUCCGACUGAUGAGGUGAUCAAUUCAGUUGUUAUCGCUCGUAAACAUCAAGUCCCUAUACAAUCUAUUGAUCAGCAAGGUAUUGUCCCUAACAUAUUUCUUCCUAGCAAGUGCUCGGAGAUUCAAGGUUUUAAUCCACUUAAGGCCCUUAACCAUGGAAAUAUGAUUGAGGAAUUUGCCAUCGAGGAACAACUCUCAUAAACUUUCUAUCCCUUAGUCUCUUAAUUUCUUCUAUUUUCUAGAUAACUAUCCUAUAAUAUGCGAUCAUCCGCAUAGAAAUUGGAUCUUGAAAUUUCGUCUUGUAUGCUUAUUAUGAUGAAUUUUUAACAUAUCUAUUGUUAUUUCAUCACAUAACAAAUCAUGUACUAUUGUGACUUCCUCCGUGUUUAUUAUGUCUUUAUUAUAUUUAACUUCUGGUGAGAAUAAACAUCCUCAUAUAUUUAAA